Messenger RNA from Zootoca vivipara (common lizard), 10434 nucleotides. It is a transcript of the gene CTTNBP2, whose product is annotated as cortactin binding protein 2. The record is from RefSeq and is a predicted model, not a curated record. Gene Ontology annotation, cellular component: actin cytoskeleton. Gene Ontology annotation, biological process: protein dephosphorylation. Lineage: Eukaryota; Metazoa; Chordata; Lepidosauria; Squamata; Lacertidae. Gene Ontology annotation, molecular function: protein phosphatase 2A binding.
CGGACGGGCGAAGCUGCCGCUCGGAGGGCCAUCCUUGCCGGCGCCGAGGGGGUUAAGCAGCUGGGUUGUGCGGAGGCCGCCGCUCGGCUCGGCUCGGCUCUGUUCUGCUGAGAGUCGGGGAUCGCUCUGCCAGUGGGAAGAUGGCGACGGAAGGAGCGAGCGGGGAGCCCGGCUCUGGCAACCGGGGCGAUCCGGAGGCAGCGAAAAAAGAGUUCGAUGUGGACAAUCUCAGCAAAUCAGAACUGAGGAUGCUCUUGAGUGUUCUAGAAGGGGAGUUGGAAGCACGAGAUCUUGUGAUUGAAGCUUUAAGGGCACGGAGGAAGGAGGUCUUUAUCCAGGAGCGGUAUGGGAGAUUUAAUCUUAGUGACCCAUUUCUGGCUCUGCAGCGAGACUAUGAGUCAGGUGCUGGUGAUAAAGACAAGAAGUCCAUUUGUACCAACCCACUCUCCAUCUUAGAAGCUGUUAUGGCUCACUGCAGGAAAAUGCAAGAGAGAAUGGCAGCUCAGUUGGUCGCUGCUGAAAACAGACAAAAGAAGCUGGAAAUGGAGAAAUCGCAGUUACAGGAGCUCGAAAUGGAACAUAAGAAACUAUGUGCUCGUCUUGAGGAGGAGCGUGGCAAGAAUAAACAAGUUGUAUUGAUGCUAGUGAAAGAAUGUAAACAGCUCUCCAGCCGAAUAGUCGAAGAGGCCCAGAAGCUGGAAGAUGUCAUGGCAAAAUUUGAGGAAGAAAAGAAGAAAGCCGGCGAAUUGGAGGAAUCUCUUGCCGUUGAGAAGCAGCGGAGUGCACAGAUGGAAGCCCAAAUGGAAAAGCAGCUUUCUGACUUUGACACAGAAAGGGAGCAACUGCAUGCCAGGCUUGGCAGAGAGGAAGCGUACACCUGCGACCUCCGAGAAGAGAGGGAGAGGAUGAGAAAACUGAUUGAGCAGCUGAAGAAGGAGAACGACAGUAAGUUGCACCUUUCCCUCCCGCGUAAGAACAAAGAUAGAGGUUCCGUUUCUGUAUCUGUUGGAACAGAGGGACCGGCUUUGAGAACGCUUGCCUGCCAGACAGACGCGGCGUUACUAGAUGGUGGAGCCGAAAGUGUUAGGAAGUUGCCUUUAACUGUACCUGUAAAGCCUUCAGCUGUCAACCCGUUGCUCUCUGGCCACACAAAGAUGAAUGUAUGCUCCAAUGCAGGCUUUGUGAAGCCAGUCAUGGACAGGCAUUCUUCUUGCAAUGACCUGCUCCUGUCCCCCUCAACUCCCAUUCUGACUCAAGGCCAAAGCAGAAUUGAGGAGAACGGACCAAAUGCAACGCCUGACUUAACCAAUCUACCUUCCCCCUUUCCAAAUAGCAUUGCACCCUCGCCAGCACCCAGUAUAGCACCUCAGAGCUACCUGCAAGCAUCGUCUAUGCACUCUCUGCAUUCUCCAUCCGCCAGCAGUACUGGGCAUCAAGGCCUGAAUCCACGCGUCCAGGCAGCUAGGUUUAGAUUUCAAACCAAUGCUAACGACCAAGACCAAAACGGAAACACUACCCAAAGCCCUCCGUCGAGAGACGUGUCGCCCACGAGUCGAGACAACCUAGUUGCCAAGCAGCUAGCUCGGAAUACCGUCACCCAGGUCCUGUCAAGAUUCACAAGUCCUCAGGGCGCUCCACCUGGACGGCCGGGAAUGUCACAUUCGAUAGACGUUGGCACGUAUCCUCCCCCAGUCGGUAGAAUGGGUCUAAAGACUCCCAGUGUGUCGAGGAUUGACAGAGGAAACCCUCCGCCCAUUCCUCCCAAAAAGCCAGGCCUUUCACAGACUCCAUCUCCACCGCACCCACAGCUUAAAGUCCUUAUGGAUAGUGGUCGCUCCCCUAAUAUAGGUGCCAAAACUGACAGCAAAACCCUAGUCUCACCUCCUUCCAGUUCACCUCAAGGAAUCAGGGUAAUAAAUGAGGAGGUCAUUUCUAAGUCCUCACCUCAGCUGCCACCAAAACCAACACUAGAUAUAUCUGUGGCAUCUGCAGGGUGUGCCAUUCCAGCCAUGGCCACGUCUCAGGUGGGUGCCUGGCCUCCCCAAUCCCCCGGACUGAACCAACCUGCAUGUUCAGAAAGUUCCUUUGUCAUUCCCACCACCAUUGCCUGUAGCUCCUCCAUAAACCCUGUUAGUGCUUCAUCCUGUAGACCAUGUGAUUCAGACAGCCUACUGGUAACAGCAUCAGGCUGGUCUCCCUCCCUAACCCCUUUAUUAAUGAGUGGUGGUCCUGUCCCCCUGGGUGGCAGGCCCACCCUUCUUCACCAAGCUGCUGCCCAGGGAAAUGUAACUUUAUUGUCAAUGCUGCUUAAUGAAGAAGGUCUGGACAUUAAUGACUCCUGUGAAGAUGGCUAUUCUGCCUUGUAUUCUGCUGCUAUGAAUGGACAUACAGAUUGUGUAAGAUUGCUGCUGACUUCAGAAGCUCAAGUUGAUCCUGUUGAUAAAAAUGGCUUUACACCCUUGUGUUCAGCGGUUGCUCAGGGACAUUACAAAUGUGCAGAAUUAUUAAUCAUGUAUCAUGCUGACAUUAAUCACGCUGCUGAAGAGGGAGAGACACCUCUCUACUUGGCCUGUAGAAAUGGAAAUAAUGAAUGUGUCAAACUCUUGUUGGAAGCUGGAGCAGACAGAAGUGCAAAAACCUGCGAUGGCUGGACACCCUUUCAUGCUGCUGUCGAUGCUGAUAAUGUUGACUGCCUAAGAUUUCUUAUGUACUACCGAAAGACGGAAGAUGGAAACUUUGUGAAUGGAGCAGAUGCUAAUUCGUGCCUCUUUGACUUGGAGUGUGGGGUUGACAGCUGUAACCGUAAAGCGAAGCCCAUUGUUUCUGCAGAUCUCAUCAACCACGCUGACAAAGACGGCUGGACUGCAGCCCACAUAGCAGCGUCAAAAGGCUUUAAGAGUUGCCUAGAGCUCUUGUGUAGCCACGGGGAACUUGAGGCUGAGAGGGAAGAUAAAUGCAACCAAACCCUGCAUGAUGUUGCCACCGAUGACUGCAAGCAGCUUCUAGAGAAUCUGAAUGCUCUGAAGAUACCUUUAUGGAUUGCACUUAGCCAGGUGGAGCCAGCCCAUUGUGGUACAGAUGAUCUUGAAAUGGAAAACACCAUCUAUGUGUUAAACAUCCGCAAGCAGACAGCAUGGGAUGAUUUUUCAAAAGCAGUGAGCCAGGCAGUGGCAAACCAUUUCCAAGCAAUCACUUCUGAUGGAUGGAAGAGCCUAGAAGACUUGACACUUAAUAACACCACAGAAUCCACCAUCGGCCUCACUGCAAGCAGUAUAUUAUCCAUCAAACUUGGCAAUGUUUCAUGGUCAAUAGGUCAGGCAUUUCCUCAACCACCUUGGGAAUUUUUGAAAAGGAAUCAGGUGGAACAUAUAAUCAUAUUUUUGCUUGGUCCUCAAGAAGGCUGUCUGCACAGUGUGACUUAUGCAUCUAUGAUCCAUCUUCAGACGCUGCAGAAUUACCUCAGGCUGGUGGAACAGUACCGCAAUAUUAUCUUCCAUGGACCGGAAGGAAGCUUGCAAGAUUAUGUGGCAUACCAAAUAGCCCUCUGUAUGAAGCACAAGCAACUGGCUGCAGGAUUCAGCUGUGAAAUUGUCAAAGUGAAGAUAGAUUCUGAUUUCUCCAAGGAGCAACUUGCAGAAUUAUUCAUCAACAGCGGUUGCCUGAUCCCCGUGAAACAGCCUUCUGUAAACAGCAGAACCAUUGUAAUUUUAGAGAAUUUGGAAAAAGCGACAUUGUUGGAAUUACUGGGGGAGUUUCUUCAACCUCUUGAAAACCGUGGCUCUGAGAACCCCUACACUAUAAAGAAAGCCAAUGGCACAUCUGAAGCUUAUUAUUUCCACGAGAAUUGUUUUCUUAUGGGGACCAUUGCAAAAUCUCGGCUUCAAGGCUCUGACCUGAUGGUUCAGCAACAUUUCCUCUGGGUUCAGCUAAGAUGGGACGGAGAACCGAUCCAUGGCCUCCUGCGAAGGUUCUUAAGAAGGAAGGUUUUAAGCAAGUUCAAAGGAAAAAUGCCUCCUCCCUGUGAUCCAGUGUGCAAGAUCAUAGAUUGGAUUCUCGCAGUCUGGCACCAACUCAAUUCGUGUUUAUCACGGCUUGGCGCACCUGAAGCGCUUGUUGGACCGAAGCAUUUCCUGUCUUGUCCGGUGGUGCCUGGUCACAGCCACACAACAGUGAAGUGGAUGUCCAAGUUAUGGAAUGCUGUCAUUGCUCCCCGAGUUCAAGAAGCAAUUCUCUCCAGAGCUUCUCUGAAAAGACCAUCCACACUGGGACAGAUGGCAGUCAAGAAAAGUCCGAGCCAAGGGCAACAGGCUGUGGUGAAAGCUGCGCUCAGCAUCCUCUUAAAUAAAGCUGUUCUGCAUGGAUGUCCUCUUCCCAGAGCAGAGCUGGAUCGGUACAUUGCUGAUUUCAAAGGAGGAAACUUUCCCUUCUCUAUGGUGUCAAACUACAAGAAUUGCCCCAAGAAAAGAGGAGACAGCAUUGCUUGGAGGAAAGUGAGCACCAGUCCUCGUAAGAAAUCAGGCCACUUGUCGGCCCAGUCCUGGAGUAGGAAAGAGGAGAAUGCAGAAGGUGUCAAGUCAAAGAACAUAUUGCAGGAAAAUGGGAACAAAAUGGCUUCUCUAACAAAAAAACGUCUAGAAGAUGACCCACUAAGUGCGUUAAACCUGGAGCAGAGGCUAUCGGUUGGUUCUGAUGAUGAAGUAGACCUUGUGCAGGAGCUUCAGAGCAUAUGUUUAAGCAAAUCAGAAUCCGACAUAAGCAAGAUAGUAGAUUCAAAGGAUGAGCUGGUGGUGAUGAUUAAUACUUCUCAGAAGGAUCCUGUAUUUUCAGCAAACGUCAUUAAGGCCAAAACGUCAGCAUCACAGCAGGAUGGGAAUUCUGAGGUGUGUCCUCUCAGCAGCGGUCAAACUGUGCAAUGCAGCAACACGAAAUCAAAAACUGAAUCUUUCAAGAGUGGUGUUUCCAGAGUGAAAUCUUUUCUUCCUGUGCCCAGAAAUAAAGUCAGCCAGUCUUCUCAGAACACCAAACGAAGCAGCAGCAGCAGCAGCAAUACAAGGCAAAUAGAAGCAGUCAAUGACUUGAAAGAAGAAAUUUGGAACAUGCACAAAAAAAUACAACUUGAGAAAUGCGAAUAAAUAUACCGGUCUGCCAUUCAUUUCCCCCAUCCCCCCCCUUCGGCCUUUACGUAAUCUUAGUUACCUUUGGAGAGCAAAUUUAUUUACGAGUGUAAAUAAUUUUUAAAUAUGUUUUCUCGGUUGUAUCUAUGGGACCACAGUUUAAUUUCUGUGUAAAUAAGCUGUUUAUAAUGAAAAAAAAAUUAGAUUAUAUUGAAUUGAACUUUAGAAAGUGAGAGAGAUUCACAGAUGAUUUUUUCUAAUCUGAAAAUGUUUUAUUGUUUAAUUCUAUUCAGGGGUAUCAGUAAAAAGAGUGUAAAUAAUACAUGCAUAGGCACACACACACACACACACACACACACACACACACACACACACAGAGUUUGGUGGAGAGAUGUGUUCUCCAUUGCAUUAAGAUGCAGGUAGCCAAUUUAGAAGGAUUGACCUACUAUCUGUAUAGCAAAGUCAGUGUGGCGUUAGCUGUCUACUCGUCACUUUCAAUCAGAGACUCUCCUGGAGGUCCACUCUGCUAGUAUGCAGUGGGAUUCCCAUGCGACAGGAUCCUAUGUGAAAAACUAAGCAGUGGAUCUGCUUUCAUUUCCUGUGUAUACCGGGAUCCUACAGGGAUGCUAUCCUGUGUGUAACAUCCCUACUGCCUGUAAAACAGGAUCAUUGGAUAUGGAUGAUAACCUUUAUAUAUAGUUAUAUAUACUGAAGUUUCCUGUGUUAUAUUUCAUACAUUGGGUUGCACAAUUCUGUACAGUACUGGCUUAAAGCUAACAAUAUACCUGUGUUUUCAAGGCAAAAAUAAUAAUAAUGUUCACUUUCUGAAAAGUGAAUGGAAUGUGGCAAUAAUGGGAAGAAUUGGGAAUACUCCCCAGUUACUUUCAGUUGUAAACUGCAUUAAAUAUUUCAAUUGCCCAUAUUAUUGGGUAGUUUGGUUUAUUUCUUGUCUCAAACUCCUUUGUCGCUUCUAUUUUGCAUUCCAGCUCCUCUAUGACUGAUGAUUUGUGCAGACUUUGUUUUUUCUGUUCAAAACAAGAACUCCAAAGCCACCGUAAUAAGCAAUCUGUUGUCAUUUGUCUCAUGCUGCUUUUUAUCACGAAAAAAGAAAGCAUUUAAUUACGUAAAUUAUUAUUAUAUAUGCUAUGCUAUAACCCCCCACACACACACACACACUUUUCUCAUUUUUGACACCUGCUAGAAAUUUAGGGCAUUUUACAUUCAAAGAUCAUUUUUCUUAAAAAGGACAGCACUUGAUUAGCACGCAGUAGUCAUCAGGAGAAAACGGAACAGCAAUAAAUUGGGCGAUGUGACCCAUUUGUGUAUCCUGUCUAAAACAAUGUUUUAACUGCUAUUCUUCCAUCCUACAUCCUUUUCACUUGCAGAAGACUGUGCCCUUUCAGUAUUCACACUGGGCACAGUUCCAAGACCCUGUCUUGACAUGACACUUUCAGUAAAUGAAUCGGUACAGAUUACUUAAGAAAAAAGGCUAUACAGUAUAGCCAGCUGGUGAAUUGCUAGGCACUUGCUUUGACAGUGCUAUGAAGAUGUGCAAUCCAACAUCUCUGCAAGAGAGUUUGUAAAAAAAUAAAGUCAGCGGUUAUGUUAAAUGUUCUCCUGGAAUUUCAUCUGUCAUGCCAAUAAAACCCUUUUGUACUGCAGUUUCUGCAAAUAUGUUUGUUUCUGUCGUGUGUGUAUGUGUGUGUGUGUGUGUGUGUGUGUGUGUGUGUGUGUGUAGUUUUAUGUGCAUUAUCUGUGUGCAUGUGCUGCAAAAACAGGAACCUGAAACUUCGUUUUCUACCUACUACUGCUUCCAUGCUUUACAUCACAUCUUUAAGAUAACCAAGACCUGGGUCUUAGCCAACAUCCCCAAUGGAAUUCCCUUUCUAUUUCCCACAGACUAUAUCUAUGCUCCCAUUGCCUCCCCAUAACAAGGCCUCUUGUUCUUGGUUUCCCCCACUUCUCACUUGUCUCUUCAAUUCUGUAACUAGUUGUACUAAAAUCUUGGCACAAGACAAAUAUUAGAAUUGGGAGAAAACGUGUAUGAUUUAUUUUUGCAAACAUUAGUAUUUUGUUCAACUCAACACUGAGUUGGGAAUAGGAUUCAAAAGUUGCUGGCAACUUAACCCAGCCCUGAUCAUUAACUGUGUGGAUUUUAAGGAAUUAUUGGGCCACUAACUGCGCAAUCUUUUUAUUUUUAUUUUUUGCAAGUCUACUUCACAAAUCUGCAGUAGAACUCACUCUCAAGUUAGUGUGUAUGUAGCAUUGCAGCCUUGAAGUUCUUAAAAUUUUGUUGUUGUUUUUUUAAAUGUUGAACAUUACAUUAUUGAAUAUUUCCCAGAAAACAUAGUCAUGGAAUCCAGCCCUAUGAUUUUCUUGGUCAGAUAUCAGUCCCAUUGAAUUCAAUGGGAGUCCACCCUGAUUAAGUGCACACAGGGCUGCAGCUCAUUAGGUGACUUUCUAAGAGAAUGCUCUAUACAUCUGCCCUAAGAUCCACUGUAAAUAUGCAAUCUUAACAAAUAAUUUUGGCUGAGCCUAGGGCUUGCUGAUCAGAAGGUCGGCGGUUCGAAUCCCUGCAACGGGGUGAGCUCCCGUUGCUCGGUCCCAGCUCCUGCCAACCUAGCAGUUCAAAAGCAUGUCAAAGUGCAAGUAGAUAAAUAGGUACCACUCCGGUGGGAAGGUAAACAGCGUUUCUGUGUGCUGCUCUGGUUCGCCAGAAGUGGCUUUGUCAUGCUGGCCACAUGACCAAAGUCUCAACCUUAAGUCCUCAUCCCAAUAAAAAUUCAACAUACACAAACUUCAGACUCUGGAGUAAAUGAGCUGCUUUUGUGUGUGUGCAAGGCUGAAUGCUAACCAGCAGUGCUCAAGAGAAGCACGUCAGGGUGCCUUCCAACUCUGCAAUUCUAUUUGUUUCAGUUAUUGGACAGAAUAAAGGCAGUUUUUGCAUGUUGUUAUCUUGUCCUCAGCAGUGCUAUUGACGGAAGAGCAUGUGCCCAUUAAAUUCCUGCCGGUUAGCAGUACUUUCCAGCUAAGAAUUGCUCCUCAGUAUUCUAUUCAUAAGCAACUAAACACGACACUGACAUGGUCUCCAAUCUACAGUGUAGACUGACCCUAUGUGCAUUGCCAGGUUUUGAAUGCACAUUUUAAUUCCAAUAAGCUCUGGUACCCAUGUGGUUUGGCUGUGAUAGCCAGCAACCAAGGGUUGUUCCAAACAAUACAUUUAAAGGCACUAACUGUGAGAGCAGAAUCUGCAGCUGCUUCAAGUCCUGAAACACACACUUGUAGGGAAACUUCCAAGCUUUAGAAAUCCAAAUACCUGAGAGCAGCAUAAUGUAAUUAUUAGACAUUUAUUUUCCCUGAUAGUUCUGUACCAAAUGAUAUCCUUGUUUUCUAAAAUUACACACACACACACACACAGUUAGUGCCUUUAAAUGUAUUGUUUGGAACAACCCUUGGUUGCUGGCUAUCACAGCCAAACCACGUGUGUGUGUGUUUGUUUCAAAUAUGAGUCACAACAACGCAAAUUUUCACCAAAUGUCUUCAUGAGGACCUUCACACUAUUAAGUCAAUCGUAUUAUUGAUUCCCACCCAUCCCCUUUCGGGUGCCAUUUGUCUAAUCUUACAUUUGAUUCAUUAAAAUGCUCCUUUCUUUAAAUAAGAUCCUGACUUUGCUUUGACUCCCCUGCCUUCUCUCGCUUCUAGGUUACACAACUUGCUCAGUAGCUAGGGUUGUAUGGGAAAUGUUUGGAGUAAAAAUCAGUUUCUAGGGAAAACUUUGCCAAGUUUUCAUGCGGGAUUCAUCCAAGCACAGCUGCAUAUACCCAACCCAGCUGUUGAUGAUCCAGUGGUUGUAUUGUAGGAAGCUGUUUAUUGAAAUGAGGGUGCUAAUUUCCUCCUCCCUUCUGGAAAAAAAAUCCCAGAAUUUUGGAGUCAUCAAACACCACCAGAAUCAAUAGCAGCACUUUUUGGUAACUCCAUCGCCUCAUAAGCCAACUGACCCUCUGAAUGCUCUUUUUCCCCCUUUCAAAAUGCGCAAAAAUAAAAAUAAAAAUUGCUUCAGGUGUCUUCUUUCCUGUUUUCUAUUCUUGGAAACUUUACAAAUAGACAUGUAUCGUUGCAAUUUAUUCAGAGUUUCAGUGAACGUAUGCAAUUAAUUUGAGUUGCACAGACUUAUCUGCUUUGUCAAGUGGGAAGCAGCUUAUUUUUAGAGAGGCUACUGAAUGAAACUGAAUUUUGUGCAGCCUAAAAUAACCUGCAUCUAUAUUUGCCUACAAAAAUUGAUCCAGUAAAAAGGCAUUGCAUUUUUGCAGCUGAAUAGAUUCUGUGUUUCUCCCUCUGGAGGCAACACAGCACGAGAAAAGUGUAUCCAUUCUGCAGCACCAUCUAGUGACAAGAAAGCAAAAAAGUUAUAAGCAAGAGUUAUAAGUAUUUCUUCAGAAUACACAGGGAUUCAGAGUUGUUGAUAUAUUGGAUAUUUGUGUGCCGAACAGAGACAGGAUCAAUUCUGUUCGCUUCAAUGGUCCAACAGAAUACGCAUUUGGCUUGUUCACCCAAACAUCCUUGGAUAUAAUUUGUGUUAUCAUAUGCCAGAGAGACAGUACACAAUACAUUUGUUUUAUUGACAUAUUGCACACAAUAGCAUCAUGAAACUUGCUUGCAAUUAAAUUCACUUUCUAUUUAUUUUUUCCAGACCUAGCCGCUUAGUACCUUUUUGUAUUACCUGAUAGCAACCUGAAUGGCAGGCGUUGUAGCUUGUUACAUACAAAGUGUGGGUUAAGUUUUCCAGUUAUACAAAUACAUACAAUUGCAACAAUCCAGCAAAUGCUAAUCACAGCUAUGGACUGCUUUGCACACAGGCCUCUGUGUAUAUGAUGUACCCACACUUGAGUUGGGCAAGUGAGUCACUUGUACCUGUGUCCACACACACACAAAUGCAUAGCACACAGAAUGUAAAGUGUGAUAUGAGUUCAAUAUCCUGUUUCCAGCACUGGGCUUUGUGAAGUCCAUAAGCAAGACAGAAAGGAAAUUACCCUCUUCCACUAUUGAUCCUCCACUGGCAUUCAAUAGUAGACUGGCAAUGGAUCUAGAGGUUCCAAAUAGCUAUGACUAAUAUAAUUCCAUAGCCUCCCCCGUGAAUUUGUCCCAUCCCUUGGAAAGCCACCAUGCCUUGCAUCGGUGAGUUCCACAGAUUAACAGCAUUACAUAAAGAAGUACUUCCUUUAGUCUCACCAUUCACAGCACACUUGCAUCUAUGUCGCACUUUCUGUGUAGGGGGGACAUACAGUGGUACCUCUACUUACGAAUUUAAUGCGUUCCGAAC